This is a messenger RNA of Dermacentor silvarum, 2535 nucleotides long. RefSeq lists its product as uncharacterized. Gene Ontology annotation, molecular function: nucleic acid binding; RNA-DNA hybrid ribonuclease activity. Lineage: Eukaryota; Metazoa; Arthropoda; Arachnida; Ixodida; Ixodidae. The record is from RefSeq and is a predicted model, not a curated record. Bases 1 to 2535 code for a protein of 844 amino acids. The transcript is spliced from 3 exons.
AUGCUCGUCGAGAUUCUAACGAAAGCGAUCCCCAAUGACAUCGUGGUGGAACACUACAAGCGACAGAGCUUACUACAAAAGCCCGAUGAGAUCCAGUCGUCAGAGACGGAGCUGCGCCAGCUAUUGGAUUUUCUCCGACUGGAGGUCGAAGCUCGUGAAAAAAGUGGUCACCAGGAUUCCUGCGUUCGCGACACGCACGAUGGAAGGCGUGACAGGAAGACCUGUGCCACGCCUACCGCCUCCGUGUUACACAACGAAUCCAGCAAGACGAAAGAGUUGACCCAUGAAACUCAGCCUCAGAAGACACUCAGAGCCUACGCGAUCCUUGACGAUCAGAGUAAUCGCUCGUUGGUUAGGCCUGAACUUCUCAACGAGUUCCAGGUGAAGGGGACCCCUACGCAGUACACGCUACGCACUUGCUCCGGCAGCACUGAAGUGGUUGGAAGAGUUGCUCAGGGCUUCUUCGUGCAGAGCGUGUCAGGCGAAAUCAAGUUUCCUCUUCCGCCUCUCCUCGAGUGCGAGGAAAUCCCUGAAAACAGAGGUGAAAUUCCAACACCUGACGCUGCACGGCACUACCCGCACUUGAGGGCUGUAGCAACUCAGAUACCACCUCUUGAUGAGGCUGGAAUACUGCUCCUCCUUGGCCGAGACAUCCUGAGAGCGCACAAGGUUCGCAAAGUAAUUAACGGACCCCCCGACGCUCCGUAUGCUCAGAAGCUCGACCUCGGUUGGGUCAUUGUCGGCGAUGUUUGCGUCGGUCGCACGCGGAAAACAAGCAGCGUCAAUGUGUUCAAGACCCAUGUACUGGACAACGGACGACCAUCUCUAUUCGAGCCAUGCUCGAGGCAUUUCUUUGUAAAGGAAGCACCGAUUCUCUACGCUGCGGAUAGGGUCCCAAAAUAUUUACAUUUGGCAACAUUGGAUGACACUUUGGCUCCGAAUCUUUUCAAACCGACUGAAGAAGACAACCAGCGUGCUUUCUCCAUAGAAGACAAGACAUUCCUCAAAAUGAUGAAUAGUGAAUUCACCCAAGACAAGUUGAACAAUUGGGUUGCCCCUCUCCCCUUUCGCACACCGCGAAGUCGGCUUCCGAACAACAGAGAACAAGCUCUGUCUCGUCUGCUCUCGCUACGACGUACCUUGCGAAAAAACCUAGAGACAAGGGAACGUUUCGUCAGCUUCAUGAACGAGCUCUUCAUCAAGGGUCACGCAGAGGAAGCUCCACCACUUCACGCGGACGAAGAAUGCUGGUAUCUACCCAUAUUCGGCGUUCACCACCCCCAGAAGCCUGAUCAAAUCCGAGUCGUAUUCGACUCUAGCGCUCAGCAUGAAGGGGUAUCUCUGAACAGCGUUCUCCUGACCGGCCCUGACCUGACAAACAACCUCGUCGGGAUGUUGAUACGCUUCCGGCAAGAACCAGUGGCGGUUACAGCAGACGUCCAGCAGAUGUUCUACAGUUUCAUGGUUCGCGAGGACCAUCAAAACUACCUGAGGUUCCUCUGGUUUAAGGGCAACGAUAUCUCUAGAGAAAUUAUAGAGUGUCGAAUGAAGGUUCACGUUUUCGGCAACAGCCCAUCACCAGCUAUUUCUACGUAUGGCCUUCGACGAACUGCCCAACAAGCUGCCCCACAAUUUGGUGAAGAUGCCAGAAAAUUCGUUGAAAGAGACUUCUACGUCGAUGAUGCGCUGAAGUCUCUCCCAAGAGAAGAAGACGCCAUUAGUCUGCUGCAAAGAACGCAGAAAAUGCUUGCAACAUCUAACAUAAGGCUGCACAAAAUAGCUUCGAAUAGGCAGAAUGUGCUGAAUGCAUUUUCUCCAGAAGACCACGCCCAGGGACUCAAGAAUCUCGACUUUGCCAAUGACAUGUCGCUUACGCAGACAAGUCUCGGGCUACUGUGGGACAUAGGCAACGAUAGCUUCGUCUUCAGGGCUCCUCUUCAAGACAGGCCAUAUACGCGUCGAGGAGUGUUGUCGACCGUCAACAGCCUUUAUGACCCACUAGGUUUUGUGGUUCCAAUAACGGUCCAAGGCAAGUUCCUCCUCCGUGAUCUCGUGACGAAAGGUUAUGACUGGGACACACCACUUUCGGACGAAAAGAAGCAGAUCUGGGACGAGUGGAAGAACUCUCUCCAGGCACUGCAUCAUCUUCACGUGCGAAGAACAUAUGCGCCUGUCUCGACGCUUGAAGCCGAAAGUAGGGACAUACAUGUAUUUUCAGACGCGUCCACAAGGGCCGUCGCAGCGGUGGAAUACCUACGCGUGACCGACAAGCAAGGAAACAGACACGUCGGAUUUGUCAUGGGAAAGGCCAAGCUCGCUCCACAACCAGAGCACACUAUCCCAAGGCUUGAGUUGUGUGCAGCGGUGCUUGCUGUGGAAAUGGCCGAUUCCAUACUACGGGAGUUGGACUUCCAGCCGAACUCGGUCACGUUCUACACGGACAGCAAAGUGGUCUUGGGUUACAUACACAACGAAACAAGAAGAUUCUACGUGUAUGUGGCCAACCGAAAGCUGCCGUGGCUAAACGAUCAGUAG